ACACCGGGGCUGUCAGUGAGCCCAGGCAGGCCUUCAAUCUGAUAGAAACACUGAAAAACAAACCGAGCUCCGCAGCUCGACACCGCUUCUAUCAGCAGACUUUUACGCACAUUAUUUCCGGAUCGAUCGCGAUACAUGGUCGUGAAGUCGAGACGACAGUGUUAAUAGAGCAACGUGGCGGUGGGAUUUGAGAAGAUUACAGUCAAUAAAGUCUCUCUGCACAAGACUGCCUCCUAAUCCCUGUGUGAAAGGGAUGGGCAGUGCACCGGCUAGAUCCGACUUUCUGCAAAAAGCUGGGAUGGCAGAGCCUCCCAUGUCAUGUGAUUGUUUUGUUUCCUUGCCACCUGGAUCUCGCGAUGACCAUGUGAUUUUUGGGAAGAACUCAGACCGACCCCGGGAUGAGGUGCAGGAGGUGGCCCACUACCCUGCAGCAUCACACCCUCCAGGCUCCACGCUGGAGUGCACAUACAUCCAGAUCCCUCAGGUGGAGCAGACGCACGCUGUCGUCCUCAGUAAGCCCGCCUGGAUGUGGGGCGCUGAAAUGGGAGCUAAUGAUCAGGGAGUCUGUAUUGGGAAUGAGGCUGUCUGGACAAGAGAGCCUGUCGCCUCCGGAGAGGCUCUGCUGGGCAUGGACUUUGUUCGACUGGGGCUGGAGCGCGGUGACAGUGCCUGGGCGGCGCUCACUGUGAUCACCGGCCUCCUGGAGCAGUACGGCCAGGGAGGGCAGUGCAGGGAGGAUCCUGAGCCCUUCAGCUACCACAACACCUUCCUCCUGGUGGACCGCCAGGAGGCCUGGGUCCUGGAAACUGCUGGAAAACUGUGGGUGGCACAGAGGGUAACAGAGGGUGUGAAGAACAUCUCCAACCAACUGACGAUCGGUGCCGAGGUCUCUGCAGAGCACCCGGAGCUGCGCAGCGUGGCUCAGGCAGAGGGCUGGUGGGACGGAGAGGGAGAGUUCAACUUCUCCCAGGUGUUCAGCCCAGAGGACCCCCCUGCCAGGAUGGAGCUGGCCAAACAGCGCUACAAAGGAGGCACGGAGCUACUCCGGCAACAUGACGGCUCAGUGACAGCAGAGGUGAUGAUAUCCAUUUUGAGGGACAAGCCCAGUGGCAUCUGCAUGAACUCUGGAGGUUUCUGCACCACAGGCAGCAUGGUGUCUAUCCUGCCUAGAGACUGCAGCCUGCCAUGCGUCCACUUCUUCACUGCCACCCCAGACCCCUCCAGGUCUGUAUUCAAGCCUUUUGUCUUUUCGGACGGUGCCACCCCAGUGCCGAGGGUGGUCUCCCCACAGUUUGGGCCAGACGACCCCGUCAGGAAGCAGCCUCGUUUUCAGAGCCGGGUGGACCGCAGACAUGACCUUUACAAGGCCCACCAGGUGGCGCUCAGCUCCAUGGAGACCAACUCGGACGAGGGUUUAGCCAUCUAUGAGAUCCUGAUGGACCUGGAGUCGCAGUGUCUGAGUGAGAUUUCAGCCAUGCUUAACGGAGAGAUACCAGGAGAGGAACUGGGGGGCUUAUUUUUUGAUUGCGUGGACACAGAGAUUAAGUUCUACCAGUGAGCAGCACCCUCAGGUGGAGAUCCCUAGUGCUGGCUCGGUUGCAGGACAGGGCUCCUGGGACUGAUAUGAACUGUGUUCCACGUCUGAUGGGUCUCCGCCACGCUCACAUAACAUACAUCCCUGACACCAUUCCAUGAUUAACACAGACUCUGUGUCUAUAAUACACAUGUGAUAGGAGCAAAUGUAUCAUCUGUAUCACCCAGGGAGCAAUGACUGCACCUCAGUAGUGAGAAUAAUGAUGUAGAGAAACAGGAGCCUAUGUAGAGGAGGUUGCACAAAUACUGUGAGUACAGCUAAUGUUUUGUGUUUGUUGGAAAUUAAUGGGUUGCCAUUUGAUGAAGUCGGGGGAAGAUCUAAUAAACAAUAAGCAUAGUCUUUCUUGAGUGUGUUGUAAGCUUUAUGUGACACUUUAGUAUUGCUUCUGUGGGCUAUGUUUGAGGAUUUACACAUUAAUCUUUCCAAACUCAUAAAUAAAUAUUUUGCAAACUCCUUUCAGGUUAAAUGGAUUUCUUCUAUGCCCAAAAAUAAAGAUUUAUUAAAUGCC
Molecule: messenger RNA, 2102 nt
Organism: Labrus bergylta (ballan wrasse)
Lineage: Eukaryota; Metazoa; Chordata; Actinopteri; Labriformes; Labridae
Gene: scrn2
Product: secernin 2
Biological process (GO): proteolysis
Molecular function (GO): dipeptidase activity; cysteine-type exopeptidase activity
Source: RefSeq, a predicted model, not a curated record